This is a messenger RNA of Suillus clintonianus, 988 nucleotides long. RefSeq lists its product as uncharacterized. NCBI's taxonomy places the organism in Eukaryota, Fungi, Basidiomycota, Agaricomycetes, Boletales, Suillaceae. The record is from RefSeq and is a predicted model, not a curated record. The transcript is spliced from 5 exons. The coding region runs from base 332 to 646 and encodes 104 amino acids.
AUGUCCACUUCCACCACUGCUACUUUAAAGCGCCCAGUCUUGGAAAUGGCCAGCACGCUCGCUCCACAAGCUCACGACAUGGACAUUACUGAAGAUGAACUAUCUGACUGGGUGAUCUUGUCGCUCCCCCAGAUAGCCCUCGAUUCAACAGGUGCUGUUAUGAGCCUUGCUGCAAGUCUGUCAAUCUUUGCGAAUGCGAUCGAGCGCUUGGUAUGGGCAGCGUAAGCACACCUCAUUUUGUACGUUUUUCAAUCACUGUGCAUCCUUUUAGAUAACCAUCAUCCCCCAAAGAUGGGCUCUGGUCAAUGCUCUGGUAGGGUGUGCUUAUUUUAUGUAUAGCAAGCCUCGGCGCUGGAGCGCCCGCGUCUCUCAUAAGCUUGCUGUUCUGGCGGUUUGUUCAGGCUUUCGGAUGGGCUGGCGGAGUGUCAGUAGGUGCGGCCUUAUUGGCCAUAUCUACAGGGUCAAGCGGCGAGGUAGUGCUAUGUGCUUGUCUUUUGGGCGUCGCACUGUCACACAUUACGGGAGGCACAGCAGCCCACUACAGGUCAUAACGCAGCCUGCACUUCUCGCUUGGAGUAUGGGGCAUUGUCAAGAUGGUUCUCAUUCUUCCAGAGAAAAGCCAUUCGCAUUCGGGAGGCAUACUUGAGCUGACGUCAGGAUUCAACGUUGUGUGGAUCAAUCCUCUCGAUAUUUUCUCGUGGAUUCGUAGUUCAAUAAUCAUGGCCAUUACACCAGCAAUACAUCAGCAAUGGUGACGGAGUAUGGUAUGUCGAGAUUAUCCCGGCAUUUCCUAGACUAACUUGUUCACCACUUUUGACGGUCCCAUUUGCCUACACGAUCGUGAGUCCCGCUAUCCAAUUCACAUUAUCUGGUCCGUCAACAUCUGAUUCCAGGGUGCUUGAUAGCACGUCUCUAACGAGGCAUUGAUCGGUUCUUGCUUCCUCCCCAGUGGACUCAGAAACUUCAGCGUACAUAUUCUACCAUUGGA